UUGUAACCUGCCUUUUUGACACGUGCUUUUAACAUAAACAGUCUGAAGCUGAUGGUGGUUGAUUUUAAUUACUUUUUAACUAAAUAUGACGACCUGCGAUCUCAACGUCAACUUUAUUGUACCCGAGAAAAAGCCCAAGGUGCACAAAAGAAUUGACUCAGCAUUACAACCUGCUUCAAAUCUCCAGUCGUUUCAUAAGAAUUUGCAGAAGAAUGACUUCCCUAAGAAGGGUAAAUUUUUCAAGCCGAAUAAAGACGAUGUGGAUAGCAAUAAAGGCAAAACUUCUUCGCUUUUCCACCACAACCCUGAAAUACCGGAUGCGACGGAUUUUGACGUCGUCCCGAUUGAGGAGCCGCUCUUUUCCCAAAACACAUUCAAAAGCCUUGGCGUCCUUCAUCCCCAUCUUGUAGCGAAUCUGGAACAGUUAUUUCAGAUUACGAAGAUGACGAUAGUUCAACAGCUUACGAUUCCGCCGUUGCUACAAGGACAAGACGCCCUUGUGAGAUCGCAGACCGGAAGCGGGAAAACUCUAGCGUACGCUGUACCGAUAAUGCAGAUGCUUCAGUCAAUUACGCCAAAAAUAGCCAGGAAUGAUGGUGUAAAAGCUUUGAUUAUUCUGCCAACACGAGAACUCGCACUGCAAACUUAUGAAUGUUUUUUAAAACUCUGUCGUGCAUUUACUUGGAUAGUCCCUGGUAUAAUAGUGGGCGGUGAGAAGAAAAAAUCAGAGAAGGCUAGACUGAGGAAAGGCAUAAAUGUGCUAGUCGGAACGCCUGGUAGAAUACUCGAUCACGCCCAGCACACGCAGGUUUUAUUGUUGCACAAACUUGACUGGCUUAUUCUCGACGAGGCUGACAAGCUUCUUGACCUUGGCUACGAAAGAGAUAUCGGAAGCCUGGUCUCGAUGAUAAAAGACCAGAGGGAUCGUUCAGAUGAGGAUGUCGGAAAGAAGCAGACGGUGUUGCUUUCAGCGACUCUUGGCCCGGGAGUCGAACGAUUAGCUGGUCUUACUCUCAAUAAACCUUUAAAAAUUGAUGCAAGUCAAAAUGACAUGCCUGAAAAUGAUGCUUUGGUGAUUCCACACCAACUGUCUCAGAAAUAUGUUGUCACACCUGCUAAAUUACGUUUGGUGACAUUGGCUUCUUUUAUUGUAACAAUAUGCGAGGUUGAAGGGAAAAGUAAGGUGUUAAUAUUUAUGGCUACACAAGAUAUGGUUGAUUAUUACACAGAUUUAAUACCUUCUGUAAUCACUUCAAAUGUCGUUUAUUUCAAACUACACGGCAACAUGACUCAGACAGACAGGGUCGAGGUUUUUAAUAAGUUCAGACAAUCUGAUUCCGGUGUUCUCCUCUGCACUGAUGUUGGUGCGAGAGGCUUGGAUUUACCACAGGUCGAUUGGAUCGUACAGUUUACCGCUCCUAUAGAACCGAACAAGUAUGUACACAGGGUCGGGAGGACGGCUAGGGUCGGCACUUCAGGAUCGUCCUUGCUCUUCCUCAUCCCGUCCGAGCUACCUUUCCUUCAGUUUCUUCAGGAGAAGAGGAUCAAACUCGAGGAGGUGAACAUGGAGAAUUACUUGAAGAAUCUACUUAAAAUAAAACUUGAAUCAAAAGAUGGCCAAAGUUAUGGUUCUGGUGUUGAAGGCGCAGCGACUAUGUUGCAGCACAAUUUUGAACAUGCCGUUCUAAACGAGAAAGGACUGCACUCCCUUGCUUGUAAAGCGUACAGGUCUUGGGUCAGAUUUUAUGCAUCAUACCCCAACGAAUCAAGGGUGGCGUUUAAUUUCAAGAGCCUCCACCUUGGACACCACGCGAAAUGUUUUGCCCUUCGAGACACACCUUCGGUGAUUGGGGGCAUCGGCAAACCAAAUUUCAAGCUGAAAAACCGGUCCAAAAGGAAGGUGAAGAAGGACUCACUGGGCCUGGAGGCUCAGGCGUCUAGGACCAAGAGGCUCAUAACGUCGGAAUUCGAUUCGGGGAUGCCUUCGAAAAAGAGGAAGACGUGAAUGUAUCUCAUUCGUCGCAUCACAGGAAAGGAAAACGUGCUAAAUUCGCACAAAAAGACCAAGGGGGGUUGUCAAAUGAAUAUUAACAAUCCCAAUUUUAUUAAGUUAGGUUCGUAGGAAUAGAAUACAUUCAAACCGUGUGUGCAGACAUACGUUACAUCAACAGUUCAAACCAGACAGACCGUAAAAUUAAUUUAAAAAACACUUAUUCAAAUUCAAACAAGGUUACAUAUAUAAUUGUAGGGUAAAUAGAAAAAUAAGUGUAUAAUGGAAAAAAUUAAGGGCUAGUUAAUAAAAUAAGGAAAUAUCUUUUAAGAAAAAUUUUACGUAUAAAACUGGCUUAUAUUUCGGAGAUAGAAGGAGAUAACUAUUUAAUAUUUCAGACAUUAAAAAAAAUUAUAUUCUCAGCAUUAAAUUAUGUUUCAUUGUGCUAAUUGGGCUUCUGGUCCAAAAAAAAUUGGUAUAUUUGAUUUUAUAUUAUUUGUCCUUUGGAAGUCGGAAAAAUAAAUGUACUCCUAAAUUUAGCCUAAAAAUCGCUGGAUAAGCGUAUUUUAUAUAUAAUUCGGCCCUACACAAAUUUUUACAAAAAAAUAGCCCAACUUUCCUGCUUAGUCGUAUGUUAUUUAUAUAAAUUUAUAUAUUGAAAAUUAAUUUCUCAGAUUAACUAACACGUAAAAUGAUAAAUA
Messenger RNA from Cimex lectularius (bed bug), 2691 nucleotides. RefSeq names its product probable ATP-dependent RNA helicase DDX31. The coding region runs from base 86 to 2005 and encodes 639 amino acids. NCBI's taxonomy places the organism in Eukaryota, Metazoa, Arthropoda, Insecta, Hemiptera, Cimicidae. Gene Ontology annotation, biological process: ribosome biogenesis. Gene Ontology annotation, cellular component: nucleus. The record is from RefSeq and is a predicted model, not a curated record. Gene Ontology annotation, molecular function: nucleic acid binding; ATP binding. The transcript has 10 exons.